GAAAGAAGAACUCAAAGAGACAGACACUCAACGGUUAUGGAUAAUGUUUCUGUUGUAAAGAUUUUCCGCCGUCUGUAUGUUGUAUCACAGCACAGCUGUUAUGGCCUACGACAGAUAUCUGGCUAUAUGUCGACCACUGCACUACCACUCGUUGAUGACUAAGAAGAGGCUCUCUCAGCUCAUAUGUUUCUCCUGGUUAACACCUUUCUGCCUUUUCUCCAUCAAUGUUGUGUUAACGUCAAGACUAAAGUUAUGUGGUGCAAGCUUUCGCAGACUGUUAUGUUUGAAUUGGUUAAUUGUUAAACUUGCGUGCCCUGAUGCUGACACCUUUUCAAACAGUGUAGUUGCAUAUAUUAUAAUUUUCACAUACGUGUUGCAUGUGUUUUUCGUAAUGUGGACUUACAUGCAUCUUGUUAUAACUUGUGUGAGGUCCAAAGAAGACAGGGUGAAGUUUAUGCAGACAUGUGUGCCCCAUUUAGUCUCUUUAAUCACAUUCGCAAUUACAAUGGUUUUUGAUUUGAUGUACAUGCGAUUUGGCGCCACAGCUUUACCUCAAAGCGUUGAAAACUUCAUCGCUAUAGAAUUUCUGCUCAUUCCCCCUAUUAUGAAUCCUCUAAUAUACGGAUUUAAACUGACCAAAGUACGAAAUAGAAUUCUGGGUUUAUUUUAUGUUGAAAGAAAAUGACAUUUUUGAUUAAAUUUCAUCUCUAAUUCAAUUUAAUGUAACAAACAAAAGCCAAUGUUUUUGCCUUAGGAUAUAUCAUGAUCUCUGCACUGUCACCUGUUAUUCCUGUUGUACAUGACUGAUAAAUCCAGGCUUCAGUAUGUUGCCUAACAAAACAUUUAACUUGACACUUUUUGUUAAAGACCAACCAACAUAUUUAAUUUGUUUUAUAUAUUUGUUAUGCUGCAUGUGAUGUGGGAAUAAAUUGACAUUUUUAACUUC
This is a messenger RNA of Dicentrarchus labrax (European seabass), 946 nucleotides long. RefSeq names its product olfactory receptor 51B5-like. The transcript has 2 exons. NCBI's taxonomy places the organism in Eukaryota, Metazoa, Chordata, Actinopteri, Moronidae. Gene Ontology annotation, biological process: G protein-coupled receptor signaling pathway. Gene Ontology annotation, molecular function: olfactory receptor activity. Bases 77 to 685 code for a protein of 202 amino acids. Gene Ontology annotation, cellular component: membrane. The record is from RefSeq and is a predicted model, not a curated record.